Messenger RNA from Puntigrus tetrazona (Sumatra barb), 4416 nucleotides. RefSeq names its product methylthioribose-1-phosphate isomerase 1 (gene mri1). The transcript is spliced from 6 exons. Gene Ontology annotation, molecular function: S-methyl-5-thioribose-1-phosphate isomerase activity. The record is from RefSeq and is a predicted model, not a curated record. Lineage: Eukaryota; Metazoa; Chordata; Actinopteri; Cypriniformes; Cyprinidae. Bases 226 to 1287 code for a protein of 353 amino acids.
GCUACAGGGGCGGGGCUUCCUGCCGGAGCGAACACGCGGUUCCGUGAUCGGUGCGCUUUCCCCCCUCGAUCCGUGCAGACGCCCACACCUUGUGAUUCGCGAUUCAUGAUUCACGAGUCGCAGCGCUUCUAGCACACCCCGACUCUCCACCGGACCGACGGAACCCGUCACACAUCAUCGGCGCCAGCGCUCCCGGAAUACGUUCAGCCGCAUCUCAUACGGGUCAUGACGCUGGAGGCGAUCCGGUACCGGCCCGGUUCUCUGCAGAUCCUCAACCAGCUGCUGCUGCCGCGCGAGACCGUGUACGACGAGAUCCGCUCGGUGCGGGACGGAUAUGAGGCCAUCAAGAGCAUGAAGGUGCGUGGCGCUCCCGCCAUCGCCAUCGUGGGCUGCCUGAGCCUGGCCGUGGAGCUGCGGGCGGGCGCCGGGGGCGACGACCUCGUGUCCUUCAUCAGGGACUCGCUGUGCCACCUGACGUCCGCUCGACCCACGGCGGUCAACAUGGGCCGCGCCGCCCGAGAGCUCAUGGAGUUCACAGAGAACGAGAGCAUGGAGAAGAACACAGAGCAGCUCCGGGACAGCGUGAUUGGCUGGAUCGAGGAGAUGUUGGAGCGAGACGUGAACGACAACAAAAAAAUCGGCAACUACGGCGCGCAGCACAUCCUGUCGGGCGUCCCGCGAGACUCGGUCACCAUCCUCACGCACUGUAACACCGGCAGCCUGGCCACCGCGGGAUACGGCACGGCUCUCGGAGUGGUGCGGUCGCUGCAUGCGCUGGGCCGCUUGAAGCGUCUCUACUGCACAGAGACCCGGCCCUACAACCAAGGGGCCCGGCUGACGGCGUACGAGGCCGUGGCCGAGGGCUUCCCCGCCACCCUCAUCACAGACAGCAUGGCAGCGCUGGCCAUGAGGGAGAAGGGCAUCACGGCUGUCGUCGUGGGAGCAGAUAGGGUUGUGGCCAACGGCGACACGGCCAACAAAGUGGGCACGUAUCAGCUGGCCAUCGCUGCCAAGCAUCACGGCGUGCCGUUUUACGUGGCGGCGCCCAGCACGUCCUGCGACCUGAGUCUGGAGAGCGGACGAGACAUCGUGAUCGAGGAGCGUCCGGCCGAGGAGCUCACCAGCAUCAACGGGGUUCCUGUAGCCGCUCCUGGGAUCGACGUGUGGAACCCGGCGUUCGACGUCACUCCUCACCAGCUGAUCACGGGCGGCAUCAUCACGGAGCUGGGCGUGUUCCUGCCGUCUGAACUCCAGGCCGCUCUCACGGGGAGACUCACGGCUCUGUAGGCCUCGCUCCCUCCUCGUGUUUUCACCUCGCUGUGGUGGAAGUGGCACCUUUAAUUACACACACAAGCGUCGGCACUGAGGUGUAAACAAGGUAUACUAGGCACGUUCGAUUCGAUUCAACACUUAACGUGGAAUAACACCAUGUGACACACACUUGUACAACCCAGGGAUGCUUGUAAUCACACACACACACACACUCACACACACACACAAGUACGUUCUUCUUCUCUCUGUGUGUACAGCUCAUGUCACGUCAUCUCAUGUCUUGUUCCUUUUUCCACUCGUUUCUUCCCCCUCGAUCUGGCUCGGCUCCAGUUUUUAACAGGAAGCGUUUCACAGAGGAGGUAGACGGUGUCGAACAUUCAGAGUGUUUCAAAAUAAAAGUCUUACGACGAAUACGGGUCAACUGAUGCCCUUUAAGGGGGAACCUCAUGAACACACCCGGGUCGUAUUUCACCCCAAAAUCAAAUGAGAAAUUAAUUUGUUUUUAUUUUUAAUUAAUAACAGGUUUUUUUUACAACUGUUCAUUGUGAUUUUAAUGACACUUAAAUUAUUUUUCAAAUUUUCACCAGUAUAACACCAAACACAUUUUCUAACUAAAUUCUACAUUAAAAUAUUAUUAAACAAUGUUAUGUAUUGCAUUACCGUAUUUGUUUACUGUAAUAUUGUAAAAAAAAAAAAAAAAAACUAUAUUGUAGUAAUGAGAAUCCCAAUAAAGAUUAAGAUGAAGUGCAUUUCAAAAACAAACAAAAUAAAAACUUUACCUUUUUUGCAUUCUAUUACUAUUAAGGCGUUUUUGUAAGAAAUGUAUUUAAAAGUCCUCUUCGUGAUCCCAUGUUUUUUGCAUAACCACCACUUCUUUUGGUUUUGAGGUGAAGUGUUUUCAUGAGACUGUCCCUUACAGGUCUGACUGUUUAUUAGCUAUCGUAAUAGAUGUAUGUCAAAUAUAAGCCCACUUUAGAUGAGGGCUGUACUUUAAUCUACACGUAGACGUGAUUUAUGCCGAUCCGAGUGCCAGCUGAAUAAACUAUCUCAUGUUACGAAAUCAAAAUGUUAUAUUAACAUUAAGAGAGAUCUGCAAUCGAGCAAAUACAACAAACGGUGUGAGCGUUCGUAUUCAGAUGACCUUUAACCUUACCAGUAAAUACAGUAUGUAAAGUCAUUUAAACCCGGAACAUGAAACCAAAUUGUUUUCGCAUACAACUACAGUUAAACCUGCGACGUGUCUUUAAUCCUGUAAUUUAGGCAGAUGUAUGUGACCGCGGUGUGGGAAAAUGGUGCUAUGGAGCUAGAUGUUAGACAAUACCUCAGAAGAGAUUCCCAGACUCCUCUAGUACUUCCACUCUGUUUUUUUUUUUACCGUAGUUCUGUGUUGUAUUUAAUCGCGCGCGAUCGCAGGCGAGCCUGGGCGUGCGGCGGAUCCCUCGGGAUCCGGGCUUGCGCUCCGUGAUACCGAAUGUAACGAGGCCCGAGAUCCUCACUGCCUUACGAGACCAGCAAAAACACCCCGCCCACUGAUGUCCGAUUGGCUGAAUGCGACGGAGCCACGCCCACCGCUCAGAGAACAGCGCCGCCACUCACGGCUUUCCGAAAUCACCACGGCAACCCGAUUCAUAAUAAACCUCCUUAAAGUAACAACGUCCUGUUUUUUUUCACGUCAACGAACCUUAGUCGGGGUGACGUCAUAUUUAAUUUCUGACCAAUUAAAACGAGGUUAGACAGAAUUGCAGCACGUUCCAUGCAUUGAACGGUGGUUUGGCGACGUAGCUGGUGAAAACAUAAAACGGUUUUGAAAACGAUGUCCUUUAUAGUGCGUGCCGUGGCGGUACAGCCUCGUUUUGAACCCGCGUUAAAUUCAAAAUGGCGUCUAACCCGAUGAAAGGACGGUUCGCACCAAGAACGAUAACUAUAAAAGAUCGUUAUAAAAAACGUUUUCUGUAUUAAAAAAUGGCCACAGCGAGAAGUAUGUCGGUGGAAUCCCUUUCAGAACUGAUGAAUAAAAAUAUAUUUUGAUUCAGAAUCAGUCUUGUUUUAACGGCCUCGAGAAUUUAAAGCGUGUUCGUAGAUUAAAAGGACGAUGUCGUAAGCUAGCGUGGAUACGUACACAGUUAUCAUUCUUGGUGUGAACGGGCCUCAAGGUCUGUUUAGAUGACGUCGGAUCACGCACGGUAUUGAAUGCACAUUUAUUUUUUACAGUUUCAUGCGUGUAAAUGGACAAAUGUAGCAUCGAAACACUUAGAGCAGCUGUAAAUGUGUUUGUCAAAUUUUUCUUUUUUGGUUUUUGAUCCAAAUUCUCGCGUAACGCAGCUCAAAAAAACGAAAUUCGUUUAAUUUUUUUGCCAAUUUCAUUUUUUCGAAGACCGCGACUAUGAACGGGGGGAUGCGGAAAGGUUCGUUACGAAGACAAAUGUAGCAUAACUCGAGGUCAUCCGUGUGGUUUUGUAGUGUUCUGAAGGUACAGAGUUUAGUUUUCACAUCGCAUCGAUUGUUUUUCAUUUCUAUUUUUACUUAAAACUGUGUGAGCUGAUGAUUUGUUUCAUGUAUAUCUAUACAUUGUAUAUCCAUGAAUUGUGAUUAUUGGUGAUGAAACUGAUGUUUGAGAGGCCCUCUAUAGACGGGACACGCCACUCGACGCUAAUUCUACGAUGAAAUUUACAGAAUAAAAGCUUUGGAGCUCUCGACGUGCACGGCCUGGCUCUUUUAGAAACUUAGCCGGCGUGGCCAAAGCUGUCAACAUAUAUUCUAACGGUGAGACGGAUGGGAUGUCACGUCCUUCACCAGACAAUCUGAACACAGGACGGUGAGUUGCAUGUGCAGGGUCGGGCUGAUAAAAGAGCUCAUACGUUUUCCAUGUGCUUUAGCGCGAUGAGAGGAAACUCUUGUGCCAAAAUGACGACGGUGACUGUGAUCGGUGGACGGAUGUCCGUCUGAGAGGACCUCUUCGUGUUUCUGUUUGUUCUCGUUCUUCUAAUUGAUAAUCACCGCUGGGUUUGAUUUUGUAUUCUGUGGAAGUAGUUGGAGAAAAAAACUAUUACACUGGAUGUUUUUUAUACAUAUGAAUAUAAUAUACAACGUACAUAAAUUAAGAGAUGUCUGUUACACAUCGGAACAAUAAACAGAGAGAACCAA